Drosophila santomea is the source of this 520-nucleotide messenger RNA. RefSeq lists its product as uncharacterized. Lineage: Eukaryota; Metazoa; Arthropoda; Insecta; Diptera; Drosophilidae. The transcript has a single exon. The record is from RefSeq and is a predicted model, not a curated record. The coding region runs from base 89 to 433 and encodes 114 amino acids.
GGCAACCCUGGCAGCCAGCUGCUUGUCGCUUGUUUACAUUUUGUAUCUUUACAUAACAAACUCAAUAAUUGUGGCAAAUAAACAAUAAAUGGCGCUGUUUGAGAUGAAAUGGCUGCGCCGCUGGGUGAGGCGCAACACGAAUCCCAUACCGGAGCACCGGGCGGAGCUGUGGAAGCGGCGUCUGAGCAUCGGAUACGCCGUUCUGGCCUGGCAGGCAUUCGGCCUCGUUUGCUACAUGGUCUACACCGGGCGCAACGACUGGGCCAAGUUCUACGGCUACAAGACGGAGGAGGAGCUGGCCCUGUCGCCGGCACAGCAGUUCGCCCGACACCUGAAGGUCGAGGGCACCGGCAAGAUCAUCAGGUUCUCCGGGUUCCACAAGGUGGAGGAGGUGCCGUUCGACACCAGCGAGGUGGAGCGGGUCAAGGAGUAACUGGAGCGCCCACUGGUGCAGUGAACCACAAUUUUUUUGUUAGCCAGCGUACGUUUAUUACCAAUAAAGCUUAUAAAUAGGACUUAA